UGAGAGCUAAGUCUGAUUAUAUUAAAGAAUAUUUUGAGAGAAGUGAUAGUUGGUUGCGCACUUCCUUCUUUUCUUUGCCGUGAUUGUCACUUUCUCUGCUGCUCUGGAAAUGAUGAACGCUGACGAGACAAAGAACGUGGAGAGCGAGUACAUCAAGAUGCACCACGCGCACGGGGAACUUUUGGAGAGUCAGUGUAGCUCGACGCUCGUUAAGCACAUCAAAGCUCCUCUUCAUCUCGUGUGGUCACUUGUGAGAAGAUUCGAUCAACCACAAAAAUACAAACCGUUUAUUAGUGGGUGUGUGGUCAAAGACAAGAAGCUGGAGAUUGGUUCAGUAAGAGAAGUAGAUGUGAGAUCUGGAUUACCCGCUACUAAAAGCACGGAGAUAUUAGAGUUUCUCGACGACAACCAACAUGUCCUCAGCAUCAGAAUCGUCGGUGGCGAUCACAGACUCAAGAACUAUUCCUCAGUCAUUUCGUUACAUCCGGAGACCAUAGAAGGAAGAGCAGGGACAUUGGUCAUCGAGUCGUUCGUGGUGGACGUGGCUGAGGGUAACACGAAGGAAGAGACUUGCUUCUUCGUGGAGGCUCUGAUUCAAUGCAAUCUCAAAUCUUUAGCAUAUGUUUCUGAGAGUCUUGAAGCAGAAUCUAUAGCCCAAAUGGUAUGAUGACGACUCUAAGAAUAAUCUUUCAAAGGCAAAUAGUAUGGAGAAGCUUCCCAAAUGGGAAGGAGUCAUUUUCAUAUUCAAGAAGAUGAUCAAUUCGUUCUUUUACGUAUAGUGAUGUCAUUUUUAGUCUAUGCUUUUCUUUGUU
Messenger RNA from Brassica oleracea var. oleracea, 812 nucleotides. Its product is annotated as abscisic acid receptor PYL10. Lineage: Eukaryota; Viridiplantae; Streptophyta; Magnoliopsida; Brassicales; Brassicaceae. Gene Ontology annotation, biological process: abscisic acid-activated signaling pathway. Gene Ontology annotation, molecular function: signaling receptor activity; protein phosphatase inhibitor activity; abscisic acid binding. Gene Ontology annotation, cellular component: nucleus; cytoplasm. The transcript has 3 exons. Bases 110 to 667 code for a protein of 185 amino acids. The record is from RefSeq and is a predicted model, not a curated record.